Molecule: messenger RNA, 1912 nt
Organism: Aplosporella prunicola CBS 121167
Lineage: Eukaryota; Fungi; Ascomycota; Dothideomycetes; Botryosphaeriales; Aplosporellaceae
Exons: 3
Coding region: 207-1793 (528 amino acids)
Biological process (GO): proteolysis
Cellular component (GO): fungal-type vacuole
Molecular function (GO): metalloaminopeptidase activity; zinc ion binding
Source: RefSeq, a predicted model, not a curated record
CGUGUGCACGCGUCCAAAGGGACCAAGGCGACGGUUAGGCGUAGGGCGAUGGCGAGGGCGAGGGCGACAACGAGGUAAGCGUGCAGCCCCUCGUGUCCGUCGGGCGCGCUCCUCUCACGCUGUUGUUAUGAUCGCGUCGCGGGGGGCCCUCGUCUCAUUGGCCCGCCGCCAGCGCAUCGCGACAACGCCCUCUGCCGUCAUUUAGUAUGCUCGUUGCCCGCCGAACUCCUGCACCCCGACUGCCUUUCACGCUGUGUUUCAGAAACUCUUCGUCCAACAUGGCUCCCCCAACCCUGCAGCACGCAAAUGACUUUCUGGACUUUGUCAACGCCUCGCCCACUCCCUUCCACGCCACCGACUCGGCCAAACAGCGUCUGGAGAAGGCUGGCUUCACUCAGAUCAAAGAACGGGACCCGUGGUCGUCGACCCUCAAGCCGGGCGGCAAGUACUACCUCACCAGGAACUCCUCGUCCAUCGUCGCCUUCGCCAUCGGUAAGAAAUGGAAGGCCGGUAACCCCAUCGGCAUGAUCGGCGCACAUACCGACUCGCCCUGCCUUCGUAUCAAGCCCGUGUCCAAGAGGCAGAGCGAUGGAUUCCUUCAGGUCGGCGUUGAGACGUACGGCGGCGGUCUUUGGCACACUUGGUUCGACCGCGAUCUCAGCGUUGCCGGAAGGGUCAUGGUCAAGACGAGCGAUGGUGGGUUCCAACAGAAGCUAGUCAAGGUGGACAGGCCCAUCCUGCGCGUGCCCACCCUGGCUAUCCACCUUGAUCGCCAACAAAACUUUGAGUUCAACAAGGAGACUCAGCUGUUCCCGAUUGCCGGUCUUGUGGCUGCGGAGCUCAACAGGCAGGGCAAGACCGAGGAGAAGGCCGAGGAGAAGGAGAAUGACACAUUCAACCCUCUCCAGACUGUCACGGAGAGGCACCACCCAUACGUUGUCGAGAUCAUUGCGGAGGAGGCUGGUGUCAAGGCCUCUGACAUUAUGGAUUUUGAGAUAGUGCUUUACGACACCCAGAAAUCUGUCAUUGGCGGCUUGAACAACGAGCUCAUCUUCUCUGCUCGUCUCGACAACCUUAUGAUGUCUUUCUGCAGCGUCGAGGCUAUUAUCGACUCUCUCUCCGAUGCCUCCGCUUUGGACAACGAUCCUACCAUCCGCCUCAUUGCUCUUUUCGAUCAUGAGGAAAUUGGUUCGCAGACUGCUCAGGGUGCUGACAGCAACCUUCUCCCCGCCGUGAUCAGACGUCUUUCGGUCGUCCCGAGCUCCGAAUCGGACUCGGACAAGUCUUACGAUAAGAUGCACGACCUCGAGAGCGCAACGGCGUUUGAGCAGACCCUCUCGACGUCGUUCCUCAUCUCCGCCGAUAUGGCGCACUCCGUCCACCCCAACUACCCUGCCAAGUAUGAGGGUAGCCACCGCCCGGAGAUGAACAAGGGUACUGUCAUCAAGAUCAACGCCAACGCCCGCUACGCAACCAACAGUCCUGGCAUCGUUUUGCUUGAAGAAGUUGCACGGCGCGCACGCAAGGCCAGCACCAACGUCAAUGCCACCAGUGCCGAGGGCGUCCCGCUUCAGCUGUUCGUGGUGCGCAACGACUCCAGCUGCGGCAGCACCAUUGGACCAAUGCUGGCGGCGAAGAUGGGCGCCAGGACGCUUGAUCUGGGCAAUCCCCAGCUGAGUAUGCACAGUAUUCGUGAGACCGGAGGCGCGCACGAUGUCGAACAUGCCAUCAACUUGUUCUCAAGCUUCUUUGAGCACUUUGGAGAGCUGGAGAAGAAGAUUUUUGUUGAUUAGAUGCAUGAGACGAGACGAUGAGAUAUGAUCAGAUGAAGAUGAGCUAGCAACAGUAGACCAUAGUAUAGGAGUUCACUCGCUAGCAGGAUUGACAAUCUAUCUUGUGCUUUAUGUGGCAG